AUGUUUCAGCUGAAAUUUUUCAAACUUAAACAAUGCAUUGCAUUGACCUCUUGCCAGUGUCACAUCAAUUUUAGAUAUGUGAGAACUAUUUCUCGACGAGGAAUCGGACCGACAGUUGUGAAAGGUGAAGUAAAAACAAUUGAUGAUGGCACUGUAAAAUAUCGUAGAGAGCCGUCCACAUAUGACGAUUUUAUUAAAGAAUUUAAGAAAGAUGCCUCGACAGACGUCUUAGAUAUUGAAAAAGAUCUCGCAAUGGACUGUGAAUUCGGAAACGCACUUAUAAAAUCCCCAGAGUUUUAUGCGAUGCAUGAGAGUGAAGUUAAGCAGGAAAAAUCUAUGAUUAAAAAAGACAUUAUACAACGGAAAUACUUUAUGGAAAAAGAAACCAAUUUACUAACACAUGCAGCAAAAGAACAAAUUAGGUAUCUCCACAAAAUGAACCCCACUGAAUGGACCCCAGAGGUUAUAUCACAAAGUUUCCCUAUAUCAGUCAAAGGUGUAAAGAAACUGCUGAGAAGCAAUUUCAGCCCUAAGACACCAGAAAGAAUCAAGCAACAUGACGCAGAUGUUGCCAAAAAGUGGGAUAGUUUAAAAUCCGGUAAUCAUACUUCAUACAUAUCUCCUGUUACACAAAAACUUUGGAUGGAAGGUAAACUUGUGGAGGACAAUUACAGAGGGAACCCUCAUCUUCCAAGUAAGCUAAUCACAGAUGAUCAUAAGGUCAUUGAGAAAGCAGCCAUUCAUGAUGGAGAAUACUCGUCAAUUAUUAAAAAAUAUAUUGAAUACAAACAAAAGCCAAGCUCAAAUUAUAAAAUCAAUUCAGCAGAAAAACAAUUGUGCAAAAGUGAAAGAGAAUUCGAUCCGCUUAAAAAAUCUAAGGAAAGUAAGUAUUUCUCAAAAUUAAGAUAUGCGCCUGAGGAAAUGGAGGAUUUCAAAGUUCUGUCUUCACACAGAAACUUACAAAGUCAAGAUGAAAUAGAAUUACAGCAUGGUCAGUUUAAAGAAAAUCUUUUACAGGAAAAGCCCAGGAAACAGGACUCCCAAAUUAAUGAUGAAUACCAAAAAUGGGUAGAACAACAGUCAAAAGAAAUGGAACAUGCAAGUCCAAAAAUUCCUUACAAUAAGAAUACUUUUUCAAAAAUUCAGAAAUAUGAGACACAAAAUCAAACUCUUAAAAUGAACCAAUAUGACUAUCCUAAACGUAAUCCUAAAGAAAAAUUCAAAGGACAAGUUCACAUACCUAGAACGGUAAAUAAAAAAGGAUGCAUGUACAAAAAAGGAAAUUGUGUUUAUGAUGAUGAUGGUGAAAUAUUAUUCAAAUUGCCAUAUUAAUGUUCUUCAAAAUUAUUUUUAUGGUUUGUGUCUUUAUGAUGUAGUAUUGAAUAAAAAUCUUUG
Uloborus diversus is the source of this 1395-nucleotide messenger RNA. RefSeq names its product neugrin-like. Gene Ontology annotation, cellular component: nucleus. Lineage: Eukaryota; Metazoa; Arthropoda; Arachnida; Araneae; Uloboridae. The record is from RefSeq and is a predicted model, not a curated record.